Molecule: messenger RNA, 2695 nt
Organism: Durio zibethinus
Lineage: Eukaryota; Viridiplantae; Streptophyta; Magnoliopsida; Malvales; Malvaceae
Product: protein kinase STUNTED-like
Biological process (GO): protein phosphorylation
Molecular function (GO): ATP binding; protein kinase activity
Source: RefSeq, a predicted model, not a curated record
UCGCUCCAUUGAUUACAAAACAAAGAACAUUUAGCCGUCAAAGUUUCGAAUUAAGACAGAUACGUGUCGUGUCAUCUUUGUUUCACAUUCUUUCCUUGAUCAGCUCAUUUACCCAUAUUGCCCUAUUCUCACAGUUUAAAUUAUUUUCAUGAAAGAAUAUUAUUCCUGUUUUAUCACAUCGUUUGAUCACUGUUUCUUUGUGAAAUAAGGAAAUGUUUGAGAAUUUUCUUUGGUAUUAUAUUAAUUUUAUUAUUGCUCGGACUCUUUUAAUUGAAAAGUCUUUGACGGCUUAUUUUCGUUCAAGAAGAAAAAUCUCAGUCAAUAAAUAAUAACAUAGAAGCUUUACUCGAUUAGAUAGAAAUGAAUUUGAAGCGCAGUGUUCUGGUUAAAGUGACAAAGAUGACGAUUAAGAAGGAAACCACUGCAGGCAGGCAAGUUAUUAAUCAUGGUGAGCUUGUGAAAUCAGUACAGAUAGGAAAAGAUUUAGUCUCAAUCCAAGUAUUUGCAGACUCAGACCUUCCUUUGCUAAGAGCCUGGAUACCAAAAGAUCGCAGGAAAAUUGGCAGGGACUUCGCUAUUGUGAAAAGGGGUAACCUUGGCAGUCCAAUUUCACAAACAAGUUCGACGCGAAAGGUUCUAAAGAAGAUAGCCAAACGUUGUGCAGCCAUGGCUGCCUUUAUAGGAAGAGACAUAGAGGUGGCUCUCUGGAGUCGUAUAUCAUAUGCCAGCUAUAGUGCUCUUCUGGCUGUCCACAAGGGAAAUAUCUUCUUGGACAUACUUUUGGAUCACCACUUAGAAGAUUUCAGGUUAAAUUUGAGACCUGAGUUAUAUCUCAAUAAAAACAGUGUUAGAUUGAGACCUGCUGAAGAACCAGAGUCUGAAGAAACUGAAUCUCCUGCAUUUCGGGCAGCCUCAGAUGUAUCAAGAGAUGAUAUCGAAGGCCUCAAAGAUAGCUAUUCUAGUCCUAAUCAUAACCGCACGGCUAUUCUCUUGAAUUCAAUAUCUGUAAUCCGAAGACAACUGCCAGAACAAAGUCUCGGCUGGCCUUUGCUUCGAAGAAAAUCUGCUCCAAAUCAAGAGUUUAAGAAUCCUGAAGCUAGAGAUAUGUCCGUUGAACAUAAUGUAGAAGUUUCAGUUUCUUUGAAUACAGAAGAUUUAGAAUCAUAUUCGAAACCAGGUUGGCCUCUUCUCCGAAUUACUGCUUCCACUGCUUCAGAUUCUCUUUCAGAAUAUGAAGCUACAAAAAUGCCAAUGGUUGGGAGUGUAGCGAACGCACCUAUUCAAUCAACAGUCGAACUUCCACCUUCCAAAAUUGCAUUAGUAUGCACCAAAGUGGAAAACCCUGUCCAAAUAGAAAAUUAUUUGCCAGCACUAAGAAAGAUGCCGAACGACUUGGAGCUUCGUUGCAAGCAGUUUAGUCUUAGGGAGCUUAAGCAAGCAACUUCUGGAUUCUGUCCAGAAAACUUGAUUGGAGAGGGAGGAUCCAGCAAUGUGUACAAAGGGUGUCUUCCCGGUGGCAAGCCAGUGGCUGUUAAAAUUCUAAAAUCAUACAAAGAAGCUUGGAGUGACUUCUCCUUGGAAGUUGAUAUUGUUUCUUCAUUGAAACACAAGCAUAUCACGCCUCUAAUUGGAGUUUGUGUUGAAGAUGACCAUCUCAUCUCAGUCUAUGACUUCUUUCACAGAGGGAGUUUAGAGGAAAUUCUCCAUGGUCAAAACAAGAAAUCUGUGUUGCCGUGGGUGGUCAGGUUUAAAGUUGCCACGGCAAUUGCCGAGGCUUUAACUUACCUGCAUAAUGAAUGCUCUCCAUCCGUUAUCCACAGAGAUGUAAAAUCUUCUAACAUUCUUCUCUCUGAUGGUUUUCAGCCACAGUUAUCUGAUUUUGGGCUUGCCAUCCGAGGACCAAUGGAUUCAACUUACAUGAUUGAGAGCAAUGUCGUAGGAACUUUUGGGUAUAUAGCUCCUGAGUACUUCAUGGAAGGAAGGGUCAGCGACAAGACUGAUGUAUAUUCCUUUGGCGUUGUGCUUCUAGAAUUGGUAUCAGGAAGGAGGCCAAUUAGCUCAAAGGCUCUGCAAGGACAAGAGAGCUUUAUCGAAUGGGCUAGGGCACUAUUAGAAAGAAGGAAUCUCGAAGGAUUAGUGGAUCCAUUAUUAGAUGGAGAUUUUGACGUUGCUCAAAUGCAUAGAAUGGUUCUCGCUGCCUCCCUCUGCCUCAAUCAGUUGGACAGAUACCGGCCAAAAGUGAGCCAGGCACUAGAAGUAUUGCGGGGAGAUAAGGAACCAAGAGAGUGGUGUAAUUUCCAUGCUACUGAUUUGAAAGCGCCGAACGACCAGGAAGUUGAUGACCUCUCUCCAGAAUUUGUUCACAAACUAUAUACAUAUCUUUCAGUACCAUUUAAAGACGAUCGUUCAACAUCAAUGUGUAGCAAUUAUACCACAUCAAGAUGUAGAGCUGGAAAAGAGCAUCGUUUAAAGCUGAAGGAUUACCUUAAGAAAGUGCAGGGCUGAUCAUAAUAACUUUCAUAGUUCCACAGCAUUUCCGUCGCUUGUUCAUUGAGUUUAAGCUUAUUAAGCGAACUCGAAAAUAUAUAUCAACUUGAUUUCUUGAUGUAAAUGGCAGUUAUGAUAUUAGUAUUUUUUUUAUGAAAUUUUGCCAUGCUAUUCUACAAUGAAAUGGAACAUAUACAAUUCAAAUGUC